CUAGCGGCACCUUCGAAAUUCCAGACCCCUCUUUUCACCUUAACAAAAACCCACCCCACGAACAAAUAAUUCCUCACUUGCAAAAUCAAAAUCCCUAAAAAAUAUCAAAUCUUUGUUAAACCAACGCAGAAAUUCUCGAUUUUUCAAACUCAUCGUUUCUUCUUUCCACUUCCCGCUAAAGAAUCUCUCGAGAGGUAUAUCUAACAAUGAAUCCAGACAAGUUCACUCACAAGACGAACGAAGUGCUAGCCGCAGCUCAUGGGCUAGCACUCAACGCCGGCCAUGCUCAGUUCACCCCGCUGCACUUCGCCGCUGCUCUGAUCUCCGAACCCCACGGAAUAUUCCGGCAAGCAAUCUCCGGCGCAGGCGGCAGUGAGGAAUCCGCAAAUGCAGCCGAGCGAGUAAUCAACCAAGCCAUUAAAAAACUCCCCACACAGAACCCUCCACCAGACGACAUACCUGCAAGCACUUCCACAAUCAAGAUCAUUCGUCGAGCCCAGUCCCUCCAAAAAUCCCGCGGUGAUACACAUUUAGCUGUCGAUCAAUUAAUCCUCGGCCUUCUAGAAGAUUCCCAAAUCCAAGACCUGUUAAAAGAAGCUGGAGUAACUACCACGAAAGUGAAAUCGGAAGUUGAAAAAUUACGUGGCAAAGAAGGGAAAAAAGUUGAGAGCGCUUCUGGGGAUUCGAAUUUUCAAGCCUUGAAAACCUAUGGUCGAGAUCUUGUUGAACAGGCUGGAAAACUCGAUCCAGUGAUCGGUAGAGACGAAGAAAUUCGAAGGGUUGUUAGGAUUCUCUCCAGGAGGACGAAGAACAAUCCGGUUCUCAUCGGUGAGCCCGGUGUGGGUAAGACAGCUGUCGUCGAGGGAUUGGCUCAGAGGAUUGUCAAUGGUGAUGUACCGAGUAAUCUUUUCGAUGUGAGGCUUAUAGCAUUGGAUAUGGGAGCUCUAAUCGCCGGAGCGAAAUACCGAGGAGAGUUCGAGGAGAGAUUGAAGUCUGUUUUGAAGGAAGUUGAAGAAGCCGAAGGAAAAGUGAUUCUUUUCAUUGACGAGAUUCAUCUUGUUCUUGGUGCUGGACGAACCGAGGGUUCGAUGGAUGCGGCUAAUUUGUUCAAACCGAUGCUUGCUAGAGGUCAAUUGAGGUGCAUUGGAGCUACAACUUUGGAGGAGUAUCGAAAGUACGUUGAAAAGGAUGCCGCUUUUGAGAGACGUUUUCAGCAGGUUUAUGUGGCGGAGCCGAGUGUGCCAGAUACGAUAAGUAUUUUGAGGGGUUUAAAAGAGAAGUAUGAGGGCCAUCAUGGUGUGAAGAUUCAAGAUCGGGCUCUUAUAGUUGCGUCUCAAUUGUCUGCUCGGUACAUCACAGGGAGACAUUUACCGGACAAAGCGAUUGACUUGGUCGACGAGGCUUGUGCGAAUGUGAGAGUCCAGCUCGAUAGUCAGCCCGAAGAAAUCGAUAAUCUCGAGAGGAAGAGGAUUCAUUUGGAGAUUGAGCUUCAUGCUCUUGAGAAGGAGAAAGACAAAGCUAGUAAAGCUAGGCUCGUUGAAGUGAAGAAAGAAUUGGAUGAUUUGAGAGAUAAGCUACAGCCCUUGUCAAUGAGAUACAAAAAAGAGAAGGAAAGAAUCGACGAGCUAAGGCGACUAAAACAGAAGCGGGACGAGCUCUUACACGCACUAAAAGAAGCCGAAAGGCGAUAUGAUCUCGCGAGAGCUGCCGACUUGAGAUACGGAGCGAUACAGGAUGUGGAAGCUUCCAUUGCCACGCUGGAAUCGGGCGCCACCGAAGACUCAAUGUUGACUGAAACCGUGGGCCCCGAUCAAAUCGCUGAGGUCGUGAGCCGGUGGACCGGCAUACCUGUCACUCGUCUCGGCCAGAAUGACAAGGAGAGGUUGAUCGGCCUUGGCGAUAGACUGCACAAACGAGUCGUGGGACAGGACCAAGCGGUGACAGCUGUCGCCGAGGCUGUUUUGAGAUCUAGGGCCGGGCUCGGUAGGCCCCAGCAGCCCACCGGAUCUUUCCUCUUCUUGGGCCCCACAGGUGUGGGAAAAACCGAGCUUGCAAAGGCUUUGGCUGAACAGCUGUUUGAUGAUGAUAAUUUGAUGAUAAGGAUUGAUAUGUCGGAGUACAUGGAGCAGCAUUCAGUCGCUCGAUUGAUUGGAGCUCCUCCAGGCUAUGUGGGACACGAAGAAGGGGGCCAACUCACCGAAGGCGUGAGGAGAAGGCCAUACAGUGUUAUUCUUUUCGAUGAAGUCGAAAAAGCCCAUCCCACGGUGUUCAACACUUUGCUACAAGUUUUGGAUGACGGAAGACUUACGGAUGGUCAAGGUAGGACGGUUGACUUUACGAAUACAGUCAUUAUUAUGACGUCGAAUCUUGGAGCAGAGUACCUUUUACGAGGUUUGAUGGGGAAGAGCACCAUGGAAAGUGCUCGCGAGAUGGUUAUGCAAGAGGUUAGAAAGCACUUCAAGCCCGAGUUACUCAAUCGGCUCGAUGAAAUCGUGGUAUUCGAUCCCCUCUCGCACGAUCAACUUAGGAAAGUGUGCCGACUCCAGUUAAAAGAUGUUGCGAGUCGUUUGGCUGAGAGGGGUAUUGCUUUGGGUGUGACAGAAACAGCACUUGACGUGAUCUUGGCCGAAAGUUAUGAUCCGGUUUAUGGUGCGAGGCCGAUAAGGAGGUGGCUGGAGAAGAAGGUGGUGACUGAGCUUUCGAAGAUGCUAGUGAGAGAGGAAAUUGACGAGAACUCGACGGUGUAUAUUGAUGCUUUGUUGGACGGGAAAGAGUUGACUUAUCGUGUGGAGAAGAAUGGAGGGCUUGUGAAUUCUGCGACGGGGGAGAAAUCUGAUGUGCUGAUUCAGCUGCCCAACGGGCGCCGCUCGACGGACGCCGCUCAAGCUGUGAAGAGGAUGAAGAUUCAAGAAAUUGAUGAUGAUGAUCUUGAGAUGCUUGAGUAAAAUGUUUUUGGUGUAGUAAUACUUUAAUAAUGGUUUGUAGUAGUUAGUACUUGAAGAGUGUUUCACCAAGUGGUGUUUUAUUAGCUUUUUUUAGUAACUGCAAUGACUUUGAGUCGAAUAUAUAUUUAGUAAAUAAUUUUUAGCUCCAU
Erythranthe guttata (spotted monkey flower) is the source of this 3094-nucleotide messenger RNA. RefSeq names its product heat shock protein 101 (gene HSP101). Gene Ontology annotation, cellular component: cytoplasm. Gene Ontology annotation, biological process: cellular response to heat. NCBI's taxonomy places the organism in Eukaryota, Viridiplantae, Streptophyta, Magnoliopsida, Lamiales, Phrymaceae. Gene Ontology annotation, molecular function: ATP binding; ATP hydrolysis activity. The record is from RefSeq and is a predicted model, not a curated record.